UGAAGUUGAGAGUUUUUGAGGAUCUUGAUAAAAUACACGUUAUUAAAAUCGAGAUGAGUGAUCGUCAAAUUGAUUUCUUAAAACGCACAAAAUGUAAGAUAGCCAACGAAUCAUUAAAAAAUGACAAGAUAAUGUUGGUUCUUAAAGAGGUUGAAGGCGUUUUUGGCGCUAAAGGUUUGCAGCCCCAGUUGAUGUUCUUGAAGGAGGCUGGUAACGUUGAGGAAGAACGAGUUGUUGAAAUCAUAAAAUUGAAAACGUCAGAAAAGUUAGUAAAGAUUGAUGAAGAAACUGGAAAAUUUUUGGCAGAAUCCGACCAUUUAUCGACGUUUAUAAAAGAGCAAUUGAAUAAAAACAAGGUUUUCAUAUGCACUGAACUCGUGAAUCCAGAUAGCAUCUGGAUUAUUUGUGAGGAAUCUAAGAUGAACGAUGCCGAACAAGAUUUGAGAAAUUUAAUUGCCGGAAAAAAAAUUGGCAACGUCGCCUUUAAACCAGAGAUAUCCGCAAAAGUUCGUUUCCUACAAGAACAUUGUUGGGACAAAAUUAUGAACAAAAAGCAGAAAUUGAAAAAUGAAGGAGUUGAUGUUGAAAAAACUGCCGAUGCAAAGUCGCUUCGAGUGAAGGGAACUCCAAAAGGAAAAAAGAAAAUGAUAGAAUUUCUUGAUAAGAAGGCAGAGAGAAUUAAUUCAAAGACCUUCCUCUUUCCAAACCGGGAAUGAAGAAACAAAUGAGUUUUCAUGCAACAAAUGCCAUCAUUAGUGGAAUUGAAA
This is a messenger RNA of Xenia sp. Carnegie-2017, 767 nucleotides long. RefSeq lists its product as uncharacterized. The record is from RefSeq and is a predicted model, not a curated record. The coding region runs from base 54 to 716 and encodes 220 amino acids. Lineage: Eukaryota; Metazoa; Cnidaria; Anthozoa; Malacalcyonacea; Xeniidae. The transcript is spliced from 3 exons.